AUGGGAACUCAAAAGAAGGAAAAGCAGAGAAGGAUCAGACAGAAUGAUACCAAGGAUGGUAACCUCCGUGUUAAAGGUGAAAACUUUUACCGUGAUGCCAAGAAAGUGAAAAAGCUUAGCAUGUACAAACAAGGGAGAGCCGUUCGUAAUGCAAAGGGAGACAUAAUACAGGCUGCUGAUCUUCAGAGCACAGAUGUGCCUACGGCAAGGGUUGACCCCAACAGGAAGUGGUUUGGAAACACUAGAGUCAUAGCUCAGGAUGCAUUGUCGCAUUUCAGAGAAGCCAUGGGAGACAAGAAAGACGAUUCGUACCAGGUGCUUCUAAAGAGAAACAAACUUCCCAUGUCGCUACUUGAUCAAGACAAGACCGAAAGCCCAACCGCAAAGAUUGUCGAGACUGAAUCCUUUGCAUCUACGUUUGGACCCAAGCAGCAACGUAAAAAGCCCAGAAUUGCGGCGUCGUCAUUGGAAGAUUUAAUGUCCACAGCUGAAAAGGAUUCCACUACUUACGAUGAAAAGAUUGAGCUUGACCAGACGUUGGGUUUGAUGGGAGAUUCUGUUUUGGAUAAGGAUGAUUUCACUCAGGAGGCUAAGGAGGCCAUUUUCAACAAGGGACAAAGUAAGAGAAUCUGGAAUGAGUUGUACAAAGUCAUUGACCUGAGUGAUGUUAUUUUACAAGUUUUAGAUGCUAGGAACCCAUUGGGUACCAGAUGUGAAAGAAUUGAAAAGUACAUCAAGCAGGAGUGUCCUCAUAAGCAUCUUGUAUUUGUGGUGAACAAGACCGAUUUGGUCCCUACGUGGGUAGCCGCAGCUUGGAUGAAACACUUGUCAAACUCGUACCCCACCAUUGCUUUCCAUGCGUCAAUCAAAAACAGUUUUGGUAAGGGAUCCUUGAUCCUGCUUCUUAGACAGUUUGCAACCUUGCACAAGGACAGAAAGCUGAUCAACGUAGGUGUCAUUGGAUUUCCAAAUACUGGUAAAAGCUCUAUUAUAAACACGAUUGUUGGGAAAAAGGCAUGUGUUGUUGCUCCUAUACCUGGGGCUACAAAGGUUUGGCAAUAUGUCAAGGUGACCUCGUCUAUAAAUAUUAUUGACUCACCAGGAGUUGUACCGUCGGAAUCUAAUGACUCCGAUGCCGAUCUUUUGCUACGUGGUGUGGUUAGAGUUGAAAAAGUCAAGGCUCCCGAACAGUACUUGUCAGAGAUUCUAAAGAUUGUUCCUAAAAAGUACAUUGCCAGAACCUACGGACUCAAGGAGUCAGAAUGCGGGGAAAACUUGUUGGAGACGCUCGCAGUGAAAAGCGGUCGUUUGUUGAAAGGUGGUGAGGCAGAUGAGAGUUCUGUCGCAAGGAAAAUUAUUGAAGAUUUUAUUCGUGGUAAGCUUCCUUGGUUUUUAGCACCACCGCAGGACGAAGAGGUCCGCACAGGUGAAGACAAGAAAGCUGGAUAUAAAAAGAGGAAAGCUGAGGAUUGA
Messenger RNA from Lodderomyces margitis, 1473 nucleotides. RefSeq names its product putative GTPase (gene NOG2). Gene Ontology annotation, molecular function: GTP binding. Lineage: Eukaryota; Fungi; Ascomycota; Pichiomycetes; Serinales; Debaryomycetaceae. The transcript is spliced from 2 exons. The record is from RefSeq and is a predicted model, not a curated record. Gene Ontology annotation, cellular component: nucleolus. The coding region runs from base 1 to 1473 and encodes 490 amino acids.